Molecule: messenger RNA, 2512 nt
Organism: Antechinus flavipes (yellow-footed antechinus)
Lineage: Eukaryota; Metazoa; Chordata; Mammalia; Dasyuromorphia; Dasyuridae
Product: cytochrome P450 2B4-like
Exons: 9
Coding region: 13-1491 (492 amino acids)
Biological process (GO): xenobiotic metabolic process
Cellular component (GO): intracellular membrane-bounded organelle; cytoplasm
Molecular function (GO): oxidoreductase activity, acting on paired donors, with incorporation or reduction of molecular oxygen, reduced flavin or flavoprotein as one donor, and incorporation of one atom of oxygen; iron ion binding; heme binding
Source: RefSeq, a predicted model, not a curated record
AGAGCUCCGGCCAUGGAUUCCGUGUGGCUCCUCCUUCUGACCGCCCUUCUGGGGCUGCUGAUCCUCUUGUCCCGGGGUCCCCCCGCUUCCCGGAGAGGCCGCCUCCCCCCGGGUCCACGACCUUUGCCUUUACUUGGCAACGUGCUGCAGAUGGACCGUCGUGGCCUCCUGAAAUCCUUUCUGGCGCUUCGGGACAAGUAUGGGGAUGUAUUUACCGUCUAUCUGGGUUCCCGACCUGUGGUUGUGCUAUGUGGGCCCGAGGCUGUGAAGGAGGCCCUGGUGAAGAAGGCUGAGGAGUUCAGUGGCCGAGGACCCAUCGCCAUGGUUGACUCAGUCUUCCAGGGGCAGGGGAUUACCUUUGCCAAUAAUCAUACAUGGAAGACCUUGCGUCAAUUUUCUCUGGCCACUCUUCGGGAUUUUGGGAUGGGGAAGAGAAGCAUUGAAGAACGGAUCCAAGAGGAGGCUCAGUGCCUGGUUGAGGAGCUGCGGAAAUCCCAGGGAGCCCUAUUGGACCCCACCUUCCUCUUCCACUCCAUCGCAGCCAACAUCAUCUGUUUCAUUAUGUUUGGUGAACGCUUCUCCUAUCAUGACGACCUGUUCCACGAGCUGCUGAGCAAGUUCAAUGACACGUUUGCCCUUGCCAGCUCUGCCUGGGGCCAACUAUUUGAGCUAUUUUCAGGUUUCCUGAAGUUCUUUCCUGGUCCCCAUUGGCGUACCCACAAUAAUCUGACAUUCAUCAAUGCCUUCAUUGCUGACAGUGUGGAGAAGCACAAAGAGAGCCUGGACCCCAGUACCCCCAGAGACUUCAUUGAUGUGUAUUUGCUCCGUAUGGAGAAGGAAAAGGAAGAUCCUAAAUCUGAGUUCCACUACAAAAACCUCAUCAUCACUGUCCUAUCAUUAUUCUUUGGGGGUACUGAGACAACCAGCACCACCUUGCGUUAUGGCUGUCUCCUGCUCCUCAAAUACCCUUGGGUGGCAGAGAAAGUCCAAGAAGAGAUUGACGAGAUGAUUGGGAAGAAUCGUUCUCCAGAGCUUAAAGACAGAGCCCAAAUGCCCUACACAGAUGCUGUGAUCCAUGAGAUCCAGAGAUUUAGUGAUCUUCUCCCUAUGAGUGUACCCCAUUGUGUGACCCAGGACACUUCCUUCAGGGGCUAUCUCAUUCCCAAGGGCACUGAAGUGUACCCUCUCCUGAGCACAGUCCUGCAUGAUCCCAAGUACUUUAAGAAACCUUAUGACUUUGACCCCAAUCAUUUCUUGGAUGCUCAAGGAUCUCUGAAGAAGAGUGAGGCUUUUAUUCCCUUUUCUUCAGGAAAGCGAGUCUGCCUGGGUGAGGGCAUUGCCCGGAUGGAGCUUUUCCUCUUCCUCACCACCAUCCUACAGAACUUCUCCCUGAGCUCCUCCAUGGUUCCUGCUAGCAUUGACCUCACUCCCAGGGAGAGUGGAGUGGGCACGUUGCCUCCCAUCUACCAGCUUCGAUUCCUCCCCCGCUGAAGGGAACCAAGGCAUGGAGAGGCAGUCACAAGCCCAGUCUCUCUAUUGUCACCAAACAUCCCAUUUCAGGGGUCAACCAGAAUGAACGGGGCCUGGAGGGGGUGCAGCACCACUUACCACCCUCAGAAGAGGAAAUCGUGAGCCGAGAGAGGGAUAGACAUAAAUUCAGUUUCGUCAUGGGUUGCCUCUGAAAUCUCUUUCAAAUCAAGAUCAAUAAUGAUUCUAAUGUUCCUAGUAAAUGACUCAAAUUUCCUCUUUCCCUGAAGGUUCUUCCUGUAUUCUGACCUCUUUGUUACAUGCUCUAUAUUCAGCCUACCCCACAAGAGGAAGUCAGAAUCACCUUUAAUUGUGUGAUCAUGAAACCUCAGUCCUAGCAGAGGGGCUCAAAGAAUAUGAUGACAAAGCAAAUAGUGGUGAAUUUGGGAUCAGGAAGACCUGAUUUCAAAUGCUUCCUGUGACACUGAUUUUCUGAGCCUUACAAGCAAGAAGCCCUUUUAAUUUUCACACCUCUGCAAAUGGAAGAUAAUAACAUCAUGGGUAAUGAUCUCACAUAGAUAUUUCUGAAAUCCAACUGAGAUUAUGCAUGAAAAGCAUCAUGAUUUUUUUUUAAUGGGAACUUUGAUUUUAUGGAUGGAGGGAACACCUGAUACAGUCUACCUCUGUUCUUGGUAAAUGGUCUCAGGGAGUUGUAAGAGCAACCUUAGUUGCAGUGAUUUGUCGGGUAUGAGUCUGCCACAGAUAAACCUUGAACACAAGUCUUCUGGUCUCUGGGGCCAGCUCUGUAGCCAUUCUGCUAUUCAGCCUCCCUGAGUGCUAUGUAAGCAUCUGAUACCAGAUAUUCUGCAUGGGAAGGAACCUUGGAAGGCCGAGUGUGGGAGGGUUUUCUGUUCAUUGUUGGAGGAGUUCCUUUAGAAAAGAACUUCUCCAAUCUACUCAUUUGACUUGAACUGAUCAUUAAGUACCUUCUGUAUGGAUAGCAAUUUCUUAGACACUGGGCAAACAAAGAGAUUGUUUUUUCUAU